Wallemia ichthyophaga EXF-994 is the source of this 3021-nucleotide messenger RNA. RefSeq names its product Transcription factor tau subunit sfc4. The record is from RefSeq and is a predicted model, not a curated record. Gene Ontology annotation, molecular function: protein binding. The transcript is spliced from 6 exons. Gene Ontology annotation, biological process: transcription by RNA polymerase III. Gene Ontology annotation, cellular component: transcription factor TFIIIC complex. Lineage: Eukaryota; Fungi; Basidiomycota; Wallemiomycetes; Wallemiales; Wallemiaceae. Bases 1 to 3021 code for a protein of 1006 amino acids.
AUGGCCUUCGAAGACGCGCCAAGCGUAAACGCAGAUAUUUUCGAGAAUCAAUACCUGGAUGAAGAGGAUAGCGAGGAAUCAACCAGCGAAUCAGAAAGCGACGUCGAUGGCGAUCCUGGCUUGAGAAUAGAAUCAGAUUCAUCAGGAUCAGAGUACAAUCAAGAAGGCGCCGAAAAUAGUGAAAGCGAAGAGGAAGAAAACACAUCAAAGCAACCUUCAUCAAUAAAUGUCGCUGACGCCGCUGAUGAGCCAGAAGGAGAGGAUUUCGAUAAGCUCGUAAAUGCUCUUAAAUAUACCGAGAAUGUUUCCACUGGUAGCUCUGCAACUCAACAGUGGGAAAAGUCUAUCGAGGAAGAGAUGAUGGACUUUUCAGAUAUCCGCGAUGAGCUUAGAGGCGCGUCUGGUGUUGGAAGGCGCAGAAAAAAACUUAGAGACCGCAGUCAAGUUCUACCACCUGAAAUUCGCGAUCUGAUCGGUCAGGCUAACAUGCAUUAUGUCUUGGAAGAGUUCCCAGACGCUUUAAAGAAAAUCGAACAAGUCCUUGUGGAGUGCCCGGAAGCCAAAUCAGCCUGGGUUCUAGCUGCAUCUAUCAAAUCAGAUAUGAAAGAUGACGACAGCGCGCUACGUUUGAGGGUCAUCGCUGCGUUGAUUCCACCAUGCGAUGGUGAGGUCUGGAAGGAGCUGGCAGCAGAUUCUAGAGCACAAGGUGCAAUUCAACAAGCUGUUUACUGCCUAACACAGGCUGUAAGGCACAAUAAAUAUGACUUUGACGCAAUUUGGGAUAGAUCUGUUCUCUACAGGCAGCUUGGAAUUUAUCACCAAGCAAGCAAUGGCUUUAAGAAUAUUCUCAAAUUCUUCACCUUUGAUCCAAAUGUUCUGAUGGAAUUGGCUCCGAUGUUGUUGGAACUUGGUAAUUACAAGGAGACUAAUAAGUUGCUAUCCGGAGCUUGGAAAUAUUAUCAAGAUAACUUCCCCGACCCUGAGCCAGGAGAGACAGGCUUGAAUAUCAAUCACUUCAAGUACUUAGUAUCCGCCAAGCUCAUGUUGAAAGAAUACGACGAGGCUAUCGACGUUAUCAAGCACUCGACAAGGUGGCUUCAAGGUCGCUCGCAAGAUAGCUUCUGGGAUCUUCUUUCCGAUGACAGGGAGUACGAUGAGCAGAGGUUUGAACGCACUGGUGAUCAUCGUAUUGAAUUUGGAAUGGGCGUUUUCGAGCUCGACAGCGAUAUGCGUGUUUCUCUCGGUCAAGCUAGAUUAGAGAAAGGACAAAAAGAAGAAGCAAAGCAUCAUUUUGAUUAUAUACUCAAACUUGAUUUGGAGUCCAAUGUUGCACUAUACGGUGAAAUUGGGAAUUCAUACAUUAAGCACGAAAUGUAUGCAGAUGCACUGGAGAUUUUUAAGAUAAUGGAAGAUAAUGAGAGUACAUGUAGUGCACCUGUAUACAGAAAUUUGGCAAUAUGUCAUAAAGCACUGGACAAUCUUGACUUGGCUGAGCAGAUCUUUGAACAUGUCUGUACACUCGAACCAGAUAAUAUGGAUGUCACGAUGCAGCUUGCAGAAACUUAUGAAGCAUUGGGGAAGAGAGAAAAGGCUCUAGCAACCAUUUCGAAAGUUUUAUACAGAAGCAAAGAGAAGUCCAAGUCAAGCACCUCUCGAAGAAGUCAAGCUGCUGAAGAAAUGGGUACACCAAACAACAAAGCAUCCCUUUUGAUGGAAAAUUAUUUUAAACGGACGCCAACGUUAAAGAAGCUUGACGGAGAAGACCGUAGGACGAUGAAAGAGAUGGCAGUGAGAGUAGAGGAAGAGCGUGAGAAGGAGAUGAGAAAUAAUUGGGACAAAAUGGAUGAGCUCAACGAAAAGUUUGACCUACACAAUCGCGAUAUUGUUGAGAGUUGGCUUGAUGCAGCCAGAGAGGUUUUGGAUGCGUACAGACAGACUAUGCAGCUAUUCCCUAAGAACAAGUCACAAAAAUUCAGAGGUGUGAUUGCUCCAGAGAAGAUAUCAGGAAGUGGUCGUAAACCAAAGGAGGUGAAUGCUCAAAGACAGCUUGAUGAGCAUGCACGAGCGUUUGCGACAAGACUAGAGAGGGCGCUUGUAGAUCAACAACACGUCCCAACUGUUCAGGAAAAUGACGUUCAGCAUUUCCGUCAUAUACACUUUGACGAUUGGGUAAAUCUAACGCUCAAGUUUGCUUUGAUUAGCACGAAAUACUCCAACUACAAAGAGGCGAGUGAGGUACUCAAGCAUAUGAGUGCAUCAAAUGCGCUUCAAGUGGCUGAACGCCAAAACGCGCUCAAGUUUUGCAGGUUGGCUUGUGCGUCGAUGGCUAAUGAUGUGGAGACGGUAAUAGACGUGUCAAGACAAAUAAUUUUCGAUGAGCAGUUUACAAUGGAGGGUCUCAGAAUACUGAGUUGCUAUCUCGGCAGAAAUGCUCAUGGUUUGAAUGGAUUUACCGAUGUGAAUUUACAGAAGUUCUUACUCAGAGAGGUGAAAAUGUAUGAUGUUAUGGCAACGGGUACAGGCUUCAAAAUUAGCAACAAGAAACACAGGCUAGCCAAUGCAACUGAACCUGGUGACGUUGAUGCUGAGGCGAAUGAAGCUCGUCAGCGCCGCCAAGAGUGGGAUUUACCGUUACCAACAGAACAGAAUCCUUACUAUUUAGCAUUCUAUGGACAGGUUAUGUUAGCUGCAAAGUCGGCGCAGACAAGUAUUUACUAUCUUCUGCGGGCCUACGAAAUGGAACCGAAUGAUUACGUUAUUUGCUUAUCGCUCACAUGCGCGUACCUGUACAGAGCAUUCCAGAGACAGGCAGAUAACCGACACCACCUGAUAGCACAAGCGGCAGCGUUUCUCAGCAGAUACAGGCAAUUGAGAUUAGCAUGUGAUGAGGCGGACUUUGACGAAGUGGAGUUUAACUACGGGAGAUUCUUUCAUCAGUUGGGAUUGCUGGGAAUAGCAACCAAGCAUUACGAGAUUGUGCUGAAGAAGGACAAGUCACAGGCCAAUGAAGACAGUUACUGA